Molecule: messenger RNA, 645 nt
Organism: Ruditapes philippinarum (Manila clam)
Lineage: Eukaryota; Metazoa; Mollusca; Bivalvia; Venerida; Veneridae
Exons: 3
Coding region: 138-575 (145 amino acids)
Biological process (GO): positive regulation of voltage-gated potassium channel activity; regulation of synaptic transmission, cholinergic; sleep
Source: RefSeq, a predicted model, not a curated record
UCUAUUAGAACCUAUUCAAUAUUAAAAUAAUUUGGAAUUUCUUGUCAACACCCAUCUUAAGUGAACUGCACGAAAUAAAAAUAUAAUGCAGUCACCGUAAAGAUGCGGAAGUAAACAAAAAACAUUGUUUAUUUAUAAUGUUAAAUUCAGUAAAUAUAAAAAUGUGUCAUCAGAAGUUUGUUUACGCACUCGCCUUAUUAAUAUCAUACUUAUCAAUUUGUGAAGCAGAGUUAUACUGCUAUGUCUGUAACACGGCAACAGGACUAUACUCAGAUAAGUGUGGGGAUGACUUCAGAUUAACAUCUGUCAAUGCUGUGUCAUGUCGGGAUGGUACUUGUCAAAAAACAAGAGGAUUAAGAACUGAAGGUUCUAAGAGAGUAGUUGAGGUGACGAGAGGGUGUGUACCAUACACACAGUCUACCAGCUGUAGAGAAGGCAGCCAUUUUGGAAUAUCAGCAACAAUAUGCACUUGUAACGAGCCAUACUGCAACAGUGCUGAUGGUCGGAUUCCGUCUAAAUUCUUUUCCUACUCUGCAGGACUUAUACUUACACUAAUUAUGUAUUAUAUCUUGUGAUGAUGGCAGGAAUAAAGCAUAAUGUUGGUUGUGAUCACAUGAUUUAUGCUGCAUAAUAUAUCAGGGAAAA